AUAGUAAGUGGCUGUGCAGAGGGAAGGCUGAUACAGACGUUUGCGUUAUUAGUCGCCGUUCGAGAUGAUGAACACGAGUGCCGCUUGAACGGAAUGUCAUAUUAGCUUUCAUUUGGAUCCAAUACUCAAACCUAGUUGUUAUCGCACACGCAACUGGGCGAUAGCAGAAUUCCAAGGCUCAUAUUAACCAUUUUUUAUUAGCUGCCCAAUUUGGCUUUUCUUCACAAAGACAGUUCACACAUACAGAAACAAAGUGGAUUUAACAGUGGCUACGUGGUUUCCCCGCACUCCAAGAUGCUUCUGGUCUCCCAGCGGCUAGACUCACCUCGCAUGGACCCAUUACUGCCAGGAUCCCUGAAGAGGAAAUUGACUGGGACUGUGGAGGGUUCUGCAUCACUAAACGGGGUCUCUGACACGUCUAUGACACACGGAGGUGCAAAACGACUAUGCUUAGAAGAUGUCACACUUGCCAGGGGCUCCAACUACCCUCAACCCCUAUUCCCAUCUGGGAUGGGCAACCAAGGAGGUGUACUGGAAGGCAACCGUCUCAAUAGUAACAACAACAGUUUGGGUUCUCCAUAUUCUGUACCCCCAAUUGCUAGUCCUGGAUCAGCUUCAGGUGGUGGAGGAGGCUCGGGGGGGUUGACAAAUAAUUUCAACCUAAAUGGGAGUUCAGCCACUCCUUCAGUGGAGCAGGAACUGCAGGAGAUUUUGGAUGAACUUACAAAUAAUCCUGAUCCCACUCUACCACAGCUUGACAUCGAGAAGAUCUUGGGAAAAGAAAGCGAUGACCAGGCAAUUAAUGCUGGAGGCUUUGUCCACCCGGAGGGUAACGGGACACCCAAAAGGUCUCCACAGAGACAGUCACAUCUGGAGGCCCACCUCACUCAAUCCCCUGGUUUCUCUCAGGCUGGUUCCCCUCAGAUGGGUCCAAGUCCUGCAGGGGCACCAUAUACCCUGCCACAGCCUUCCAAACCAGUUCCAUCUCCUCUCUCCGCAUCACCCCUUUCUUCCUCCUCUUCACAAGGACAGAACCAAGCACGGUCACCCAUGCUCACUGCGGCCCUAUCAAGCCGCCCUGCAUCCAAUUGGCAUGAGGUAUCUCGGGCCCAACAUCUUCAGCAGAUGGCGUCAAAUAGUAAGCACCAUUCUAACACUAGUGCAGGUCAACCACCUGCUCAAUCAGGGUUGUCAGGAUUGGGUCAGCAGGGCACCUCCUGGGCUGGUCCUUCACCACCCUACCGAUCAGGGGAUAAACUGCCUAACUCUUCUCCUCACCAGCAGCCCUUUAGCCCAGCAGGUAAUAAUCAGAACCCCCAGAGCUCUCUUAUCUCUAGCAUGGCUCCAGCUCCAUCCACAGGACCUUCACCACCCUACAGACCAGAAAAGCUAGCCAGUCCGGCAAUUGCUCAGCCCCCUUUUAGUCCCCAGAACAGCCUUCUGUCUGGAAAUGCCCCAUCAGGGGGUUUAGGCACUACCAUUCAAGGUUCUCAGGCAAGUUACCUUCCUGGUGUGGUCCCAACGUCGAGCAGCACUCGACCAUCACCUCCGUAUCGACCAGAUAAACACCCAAACCCAGUUGGGCAGUGCCAACCAGGGACACAACCCCCCACCCAAGGACAUCUUUUCAACACACAAAAUAAUCAACCACCUGGAAUGUCUAGUCAGCUUUUCAAGGCCAUGACAUCCACCCAGCCACCCAACAGUCUCCUCAUGCAGGCACGGACAGCACAGGGAAAACCCUCACAGCUGCAAAUAAGCAAGGCUACCACAGGUGGUAUGGGCCCAGAACCUUACUCAUUCAACAACACCAAACCAUUACGACAUUUUGACCCUGAUCCCUCUGUGACCAAACUGGGUCCUCUGGCUGUGGGAGGAUACCGCAGUGCUAGUAUGCAGUCCACACCACCCACAUCAGCCACAGGACACGCUCGUCUCUUGCCGCAGCACAUGCAAAGGGGGAUGCAGGCAGGUGGCAUCAUGCCUCACUGCAGAGAUGAUCAAGGUGCAGGAAUGGUGCCACAUCUUCAGGACUCUCCGUCAGCAGUGCAACGACAGCCCCAAGGCAGCAACUACAACCUUUUGCUGAAGAAUCAGCUAUUAAGCAAACACCUUCAACAGCAGCAGGAAAAGCAAAGGCAAAUGGAACAAAUGAAUGGAGCGCAGAUCACAGACUGCCAACAGGUUUCACAAUUUCAAGGUCCAGGUCGACCACUUCCUCCAGAGUGUGGUGGUUAUGCUAUGGGGCCUUCUCAACAGCCCAAUCCCACCAUACUCUCCCAUAGUGGCCCUUUACCCACAAAUCGAAUGGGCCUUUCCUCUGGCUCUGUGUCCCAGAUGGGCCCUAGCGUUGGAGGAUACAUGUGUAACAAAGGCUCCAAACAACCCCUGUGUCAUCCUUCACAAGACUUUGGGAUGGCAAUGCAGCCAGGCCAGAUUAUAAUGGGAAUGGGUGGACCUCCACGUCAACCGCUACACCCAGCUCACGGUGUGACCCGACCGGGCGUGCCAUGUCCCAACUUAACACGGGGUCCUGUUCCGACUCACCACCUGCGGCAAGCGUUGCACCAAGUUGGAGCUCUUCCUUCACGUAUGAUGUUCCCUUCUCAGCAGCAACCCUCGUCACAAUCCCAGCUUUGGCAGCACCAUCAGGGGGUGCAACCACAUAUGGACCCUGCUACCCUCCAACAUCCAUUCCCCAGUGGAGGAGCCCCACCUGGUUGUGGGGGGUCUCAGUUUCCACAGAGAUCCAGCAUGGCAGGUAUGCCAAACAACUUCCCCGGUGCCCGUCCUCCCCCUAACCAGGUAGCCCAUGGUCUGGUGGGCAGACAGGAACAGAAGAUCCCCACUGGCCAGCCCCUCCCCUCCAUAUCUCAACACAGCCUCAGAAUCAGAGGUCCGCUUUCUGCUCUUGCUGUCAUGAAACCUGGAGGUCCAUCUAUGAUGCACCCAGUUCAUGGCAUGGCUCCUCCGAGCUACCAGACUGCUUCUGCAGGCAAACAUUGUUCACCACAGGGCUACGGCCCUGGACACAACCCUGGACAUAAGCUUCCCUCCUAUGACUACACCCCGCAGCAUCAGAGCAAUGGGGCAAUGGGGCUACAAGGGCCUGGAGGAGGAGGAGGUGGUGGUGGGGAGGUAGACUUCAUAGAUACUCUGGUAGGCAGCAGUGAAGACUGGCUCAACAAUCUCACCAUGAUUGAUGAGUACCUUGAGCAAAACUCAUAGGGACAACAGAUCAAGAGCUUCCCUGGUUUUGAAAAUCACUACACACAGUGCCAGAACUGAGAUUGAGGGUUCAUCCCUCUGUAAUGGUAUAAACCAUAUUUGUCAGGGCUUGCAUUGGUGAGACUGUAUUGGUGGAAAUGAUGCACUGCUAAAGGCGUAAUCACAUUUUCCUUUGCAUGGUGCAAAGGAAACUCAAGGUACUCAAGGUAGUUCAAGUUUGGUGAAUUUUGGCAAAUUCACUGCGUUGACCAAUUGGAAUUUGCAUGGUUUGGCAGUGACCUCUGUGAGGGUGGUGCUUCUUACAGAGCUACACUGAAUAUUCACGAUGGACAAGGAAAUAAUUUUAGCAGUGAGUAUUUUUUUGUAACCUCACUCAGUGCAGCAUUAGAAAGAGGCUGCUUGACUAUUAGUUUUUUGCUGGUUUCACACGUGCUCAACAUCUGCCCAUGCCCUCCGUGCCCGUGGAAUUUCGCCACGUGAAGGUAAAUGUGAUUGCUCCUUAAGCCCUCUGAAAUGGUUUUGGCACCCAGGUCUAUAAAUAGAGUUUAAAAGGCAGAGGGGUCAUCAAAUAUGCCUAUUUUAUAAGAUUCCCUUUCCUUUGGCAACAACUGCUCAAGGAUGCUCUUGAAGUGCUUGAAGUGCACUUUACUAGGACAAUAUUGUAACUUUCUUUAAAUUUAAUAUGGAGUGAAACACUGAUUUAUGAAUACUUGGGCUUUCCCCAGCAUUGUAAUGAAAGUUCUCAUGGGUUGUGGUAACAGUAUUGUCUCAAGUCAGACCAGGCAGAUAUGUGUAGCUUUUGAAGCUACAUUGUAUUUGAAAAGCCUUUACAGUCAAAAUAUUAGGAGGGGAUUUCAAAAGGGGCUCGUUCUGUACAUAAAGUAUUUUGUAAAAUAUGGGUUCUUAAACUGUAACAUACAAAAGAGAAGUACACAUAUUUAUGCUUCUUUUCAGCAAAUAAAUUCUUCAGAAUUUCCCUGUACAUAAUUAUCAAAAUGAUAAAUAAAUUGAUUCAAUGAUGUAAAGAAAUAAGCAACACAUUGUAAUGUUUUACACUAGGAAACUGUGUAAAACUCUGUUGUAAUUUGUAUUAUGCAAGACAGUAUGGUUAGUUUUGGAGUAAUACUAUGUAUUACAGUGUAGAAGAAAUUAUGUUUUUGACAUAACUGGACUUCUGGAACUCCAGUCUGGCUCAAGAGGGUUUAUUUUGUGUGUUUUUUGUUUUUUUUAAUUGUGAGGUUUGGAGUACAGUGUUUAUCAACCUUGUUACAUCAUUUCAUUUUGACAUUACUUGCACAAAGUCCAGAUUUCCUUGUGUCAUAUUGCCAUAGCAUAAUACAUUUUAUACUAGACACCAGUGUCUUUGUAAUAAUCUGUUCCAUAUGACAAGAUAUGAAAUAAGGAUCUUGAAGUUUUCUGGAUCAAGGACACUUGUCAGCAGUUCUAGGAAUGUCUUCUGUAAGUGCACACCAGCUACACUGCAACUGCAGCCUCAGUGUAGCAGAAAGACAAAAAAAUCACACCACCUUUUAUGCAUUACAAGAGCAACACUUGUCACAGUAAGUGCAUCAAACCCACGGUCGUUUGUGCCAGAGUGCUGGGUUUCCAAUAGUUCAUUACUAUGUAGUUGAGGACAUGAACUUAAAGACAUUCUGAUUUGUGAUUCAUUGUGUUUUAUUAUAUUUUGUCGUCAUAUUUUUAGAUCGAAAAAUAAACUGUAUAACACGAAAAAUAAACUG
Messenger RNA from Xyrauchen texanus (razorback sucker), 4967 nucleotides. RefSeq names its product mastermind-like domain-containing protein 1. Bases 295 to 3228 code for a protein of 977 amino acids. Gene Ontology annotation, cellular component: nuclear body. Gene Ontology annotation, biological process: regulation of transcription by RNA polymerase II. Lineage: Eukaryota; Metazoa; Chordata; Actinopteri; Cypriniformes; Catostomidae. The transcript is spliced from 5 exons. The record is from RefSeq and is a predicted model, not a curated record.